AUGACAGCCAAGUUGGACGAUGCACAGCUCGCCGCAACGGCCGAGGAGCUCGAGAUGACGAAGAAACAAGAUGAAGAGCACGUUGCGUUUAAGCAAAUCAGCCCCGAGGAAGAACGCGCUCUCGUGCGCAAACUCGAUAGAGUUCUGAUGCCUCUCAUGGCUUUCGUCUAUUUCUUCCAAUACCUCGACAAACAAUCCAUCAACUACGCCUCUGUCUUCGGCCUCCGCAAAGACCUCCGCCUCACAGGGCAAGAUUUCUCCUGGGUCAUUUCCCUCUUCUACUUCGGCCAGCUCUGCUCCGAGUACCCCGCCGCCUACCUCAUGUCCCGGCUGCCCAUCACCCUAUUCGUCGGGGUAACAAUCAUCAUCUGGGGCGGCGUCGAAAUGACGCUCGGCGCAACCCGCGACUUCCACACCCUCGCCGCCGCGCGCUUCUUCCUCGGGUUCGCGGAGGGCGCCGUCUCCCCGGCCUUCAUCAUCAUCACGUCCAACUGGUACCGCCGCCGCGAGCACCCGAUCCGCGUGGCGACGUGGGUGUCCAUGUCGGGCGUGAGCCAGAUCCUCGGCGCGCUGAUGAUGUACGGCAUCGGCGGCGCGAAGGAGAUGGUUAUUGAGAAGUGGCGGGCGAUGUUUUUGCUUAGUGGAGGGCUGACGGCGGCGUGUGGUGUGGUGUUUUGCGUGAUGAUGCCGAGGGAUACGACGACAGCGUGGUUUUUGAAUGAGAGGGAGAGGAAGGUGGCGACGUUGCGGUUGGCGGUGGAUCGUGGGACGAGGGAUCGGGCGGAGUUUAAUUCGAAACAGAUGACGGAGGCGCUGAAGCAACCGAUGGUGUGGAUGUAUUUUAUGAUGGCGCUUUGCAUCACGUUGACGACGCCGAUCUUGAAGUUCUCAUCGCUUGUCGUCAACGGAUUUGGAUACUCGCCCUUCCAGACCAUGCUGGUUGGCCUCCCUGGCGGUGCCAUCAGCUUCGUCACGAUCUGGGUGGCCGCUCUUGUGCCAAGGUUCUUUCCCGGCACCCGAGUCUACACCUCGAUGGGUCUGUGUCUGGUCCCUUUGCUAGGUUCUACGAUGCUGCUCGCGCUUCCGGCGAAAGGCUACGAAUGGGGCAUCGUGGCGAGCACUUGGCUCGCCGCCUGCUGCAGCUCGCUCCUCAGCUCAUCGGCGGCUAUGAUGGCGUCGAACGUCAAGGGCAACACCAAGAAGAGCGUGGUUAGUGCGGGCUUCUUCAUCGUGUACUGCAUCGGAUGCAUCGUCUCCCCGCAGGCGUGGACCGAGUCCGACGCGCCAAGGUACACCAAGGGCUGUAUCCUCAGUAUCGCCAGCUGGGUCGCGUUAAUCGUGACGUAUGCGGUGUACGGGUUCGCGAUCAAGAAGGAGAAUGCCAAGAGAGAUAGACUUGCGGGUGAGGGCCGUUAUGAGUACAUGGUUGGCGGACAUGAUGGAGGCGAACAGGCGGUGCAGAUGGGCGUCGCUGUUGAUUCGGACUUGACAGACGUGCAGGACAAGGCGUUCAGGUACAACCUGUAA
Molecule: messenger RNA, 1527 nt
Organism: Colletotrichum chrysophilum
Lineage: Eukaryota; Fungi; Ascomycota; Sordariomycetes; Glomerellales; Glomerellaceae
Exons: 3
Coding region: 1-1527 (508 amino acids)
Biological process (GO): transmembrane transport; tripeptide transport; allantoate transport
Cellular component (GO): plasma membrane
Molecular function (GO): allantoate transmembrane transporter activity; dipeptide transmembrane transporter activity
Source: RefSeq, a predicted model, not a curated record